Molecule: messenger RNA, 4893 nt
Organism: Perognathus longimembris pacificus (Pacific pocket mouse)
Lineage: Eukaryota; Metazoa; Chordata; Mammalia; Rodentia; Heteromyidae
Gene: Efcab6
Product: EF-hand calcium binding domain 6
Cellular component (GO): nucleoplasm
Molecular function (GO): calcium ion binding
Source: RefSeq, a predicted model, not a curated record
CCCUCGUCGCUCCGGCAACAGCGUCCCGGAGAUGCCGAAUUGGCGGGGCCUCGGCGGCCCGGCGGCCUGGGGUCCACUCUCAGCUUCGGGCCCAGAGAGGCGGAGACACAAACCCGGGCCGGGCCAUCUGCUUCUUCCAGUGUACAAAGACCUUCUGCGGCAUCCACUCUGUGAUCCUUACAGCUGACCAGUACCUGGAGACAGAACCAGCUUCACAGGAUGUUCCAUAGCCUGGGGCCUGCCCAGCUCAGGAGCCUGGUGUUCACAAGACAGUUGAUUUAAUAAGGCUUCUUUACAGAAUUAUCAAACUCAGGAGCAGUGUAUCUAGAGAGAAAUGAAACGUAUUAGCACCCCCCAAAAUGCUGCCACCGCCACCAACAAAUCGACCAGUACCCACGCCAGGGCCUUAAUGAAUAAGAUGGAGGUCCUACCAAGCUGGCAAUCUCUGUACCCUCAGUCGCGGAGGUCCACACAUUCAAGGCCGCACUCUUCACCGUGUAGAGCUCCCUCAAAAAGCAGCUGCCAGGACCAGUUCAGACCUUCCUCUUCUACCUCAACCACAGCCGUUGCAAAUCCAACCUUGUCUUCCUCGGAUAUUAAGCAGAUUCUAUUUCAAAAAAUUUCUGAUAAAAGGAAUGAAUUGAAAAAGGUCUUCCAGAUGCUCGAUGUGGGACAGAACCAGACCGUGAGCAAGAAUGAACUGAGAAGAACCAUUACCACUUUCCUGCUGCCGCUCACCAGAGAACAGUUCCAAGAUGUGCUGGCUCAGCUCCCUCUGACCAGCUCUGGGAAAGUGCCAUACAUGGAAUUCCUGUCCACAUUUGGAGGGAUUGACCUGAACAUAAACGUUAUAAAGAGGGGAAAUGGAAGUGAAAUGGAUUGCUGCCGGACACUGAAAGAACUUGAAUGCCAGCUUGGAGAGAAGGUUUACAAGAACAAGCGCGCGAUUGCCAAGGCCUUCCAGCUCAUCGACGUCAACGGCGCGGGGCGGGUGCGUCCCCAGGAGCUGAGGCGGGUCCUGGAGACCUUCUGCCUGACGAUGAAGGACGAGGAGUACCAGAUGUUUUCCAAGCACUACAACCUUGAUCAAGACACUACAGUGGAUUACAAUGUGUUCUUGAAGGACCUCGACAUCAGCAAUGACCUGAAUGCUCGGUAUCUAAUAGGGAAUCAAGAGAUCCCAAGGGAGAGUCCAUCAAGCAAAAGUUCCUUGAGGGAACCAAUCCUUGGUUCUGAGUCAUCUGAAAAUAUGUGGAAAAAUUGCUCCUUGGAUGACAUUCAAAAUAUCUUUAGCCAAGAGCUUUUGAAGUCCUACCUAAAGAUUGAGAAAGCCCUGAGCGCGGGGGACCCCUGCAGAGGCGGCUACGUCUCCCUCAACUACCUGAAGGUGGUCCUCGACACCUUCGUCUUCCCCCUCCCCAGAAGGAUUUUUAUCCAGUUAAUGAGAAGGUUUGGAUUUAAAACCACUGCUAAGAUCAAUUGGAAGCAAUUUUUAACAUCAUUUUAUGGUCAGCAGGGGUCGCAAACUACUAACGCACCACCCCCCAAAAGAAGAAAUAGUGUCAGCCCUCAAAGCAGAUUUCGCAAGGAAAACGUUAUCAGGAAGUUAUUUAAGCACUCGGAAGACCGCUCCAUGUCACUGAAGAAAGCGUUACUGAAGAGCAACACUACACCUGAUGGACAGAUGAAGUGGGGAGAAUUCCGGCACAUUCUCGACUGCAUGGUUGUCAAGUUAAGUGACUUAGAAUUCAAGGAACUGCGGCAGGCAUUUGACCCUGAGGACCUGGGCACGGUCAACAUCAGCUCCUUUAUGGAUCUGCUGGAGGACGCCCCCAGGGUGAGAAAAAUAUGCCUGAACACGGAGACCAACAAGAUUCCUCUGCCCCUGGCCUGGGACUCGGUCGAAGAGAAGGUGCAGGAUGCAAUUGCUAAGGAUCAACCCGCUUUUUACAACAUGCUGCAGUCCUAUGACCUCGGGAACACAGGGGUCAUUGGUCGACCUAAUUUCAAGAAAGUCAUGCGUGUAUUCUGCCCAUUUUUAACCAAUGAGCAUUUCAUGAAACUCUGCAACAAGUUUCAUGAUGCAGCCUCAGGACGGAUCCUUUACAAGAAGCUCGUGGCGCACUUGGGAGCUCGCGGCCGGCCGGACGUCUCCCCGCCAACGAAGGACAAGUCAGGUGGACAGGCUCAGAAACACGAGUCAAAGAACGGCAGUCUGCCCAGGAGCACCCCAUCCUCGGAGACUAAAACCAGCAGGGCGAAGACCGUCACCAAGGAAGAGGCCAUCGACAGACUCAGGCGCUGCAUCCAGCAGCAGGACCCGCUCUUCCGAAGGCGGUUUCUGGACAUCAGCAAGGAUGUGGACCGGAAGAUCGCCAAGCAGGACUUCCGGAAGGUCCUGGAAGUCAGUGGGAUGCCCAUGGACGACGCCCAGUUUGCUGAGCUCACCUCCAAGCUAGGCUACAGGAAGGAGGGGAUGAGCUACCUGGACUUCGCAGUGGGAUUUGAAGAUUCUAAAAUGAGCCGGCCAGCGACACCGCCAACUGUCUCCCCGCUUCCCUCCAAACCUUCCCUGAACAGCCACUUCAUAACCGCCGAGGAGUGCCUGAGACUCUUCCCCAAGCGCCUCAAGGAGUUUUUCCGGGACCCCUACUCCGCCUUCUUCAAGAUAGACACGGACAUGGACGGCCUAAUCAGCAUGCAUGACUUCUACAGACUGCUGCUGCAGCUGCUGCUCAACUUGAAAGACGACGAGUUCGAGCGCUUCCUCGGCCUCCUCGGCUUGAGACUUAGUGUCACUUUAAACUUCCGGGAAUUUCGGAACCUCUGUGAGAAGAGACCCCUCAGGAUGGAUGACGCACCCCAAAGACUCAUAAGAUCCAAACAGAAAGUUGCGGAUUCAGAACUAGCCUGUGAACAGGCUCAUCAGUAUCUUGUUACCAAAGCAAAAAACAGAUGGGCAGACUUGUCUAAGAACUUCAUCGAGACAGACUCCGAGGGCAACGGCAUCCUCCGGCGGAGGGACAUCAAGAACGCCCUGUACGGUUUCGACAUCCCCCUCACGCCGCGGGAAUUCGAGAAGCUCUGGCACAGCUACGACACCGAGGGCAAAGGCUACGUCACUUACCAAGAGUUUCUACACAAGUUGGGUAUUAGCUUCUUGCCUGCGGUCCACCGGCCCUAUACAGAGGACUAUUUCAACUUCCUGGGCCACUUCACGAAGCCCCAGCAGCUCCAGGAAGAAAUGCAAGAGCUGCAUCAGGCCACAGAGAAGACCAUGCUGGCCAGGGCUAAGCUUAUGGAACAUUAUAAAGAGAUCAGCAAAGCUCUCAGCACGCAAGACAAGGCCAGGACCGGCUCUCUGUCCCUCUCCCGGCUGCAGAGGCUGCUGCAGGACUGUGGCUGCCCCCUGAAGGAAGAGGAGCUCACCCGGGUUCUCAGCAGCCUGGGUCUGGGCCUGCGUGACAAUUCUGUCAACUACCUGGACUUCCUGAGAGCCCUGGAGAGCAGCGCGGCGGCCCGGUCCCAGUCCCGGGACAAGGACAGAACGCCCACCGACUUCUCCACGCUGAGCCCCGAGGAGCUCGUGAGGAGCAUCCAGUGUCUGGUCAGCUGCUCCCAGCAGGCCUUGCUCCAGGCUUUUUCUGCUGUGGAUAAAGAAGACACGGGGUUUGUGAAGGCCACGGACUUCGGGCAAAUCCUUAAGGACUUGUGUUACAAACUUAGCGAUAAUCAAUAUCAUUAUUUUUUGAGGAAAUUGAAGAUUCAUCUCACCCCUUCCAUACACUGGAAAUACUUCCUCCAGAACAUCAUCUCUUUCACAGAGGAGGCUGCCGACGAGUGGGCCGAGAAGAUGCCCAAAGACGUCCCCCCCCCGUCUCCCAACACGGCCGGCCGAGACAUCCUGGCGCGUCUCCACAAGGCAGUGACAACGCACUACCACACCUUCGUCCAGGAGUUCGAGAACUUCGACACCAUGAAAACCAACACCAUCGCCAGAGACGAGUUCAGGUCCAUCUGUACCCGCCACGUGCAGAUCCUGACGGACGAGCAGUUUGACAGGCUCUGGGCUGAGAUGCCUGUGAACGCCAGAGGCAAGCUCAAGUACCAGGAGCUCCUGAGCCGGUUCAGCACGGAGAGGCCAGCCUCCCCCGCCGCCACCCGGGACUCCAUCACGGCCCAGCGGGGGAGCAGCGCCCCCGAAAUGUCAGAGUCCAGAUGUGUCAGCCUGCCCAACCGAGAGGCGAAAACAGGGCCGAAAGGGCGGAGUCAUCCUUCGACCCCCACCCUGGGCACCCCGCCCCUGCAGAACUGCGAGGCCAUCGAGACGAAGCUCCGGAAGCAGAUCCAGGGCUGCUGGCGCGAGCUGCUGCGGGACUGCAAGGAGAGGGACGCGGACAAGCAGCGGAGCAUCGCCGCCGCCGACUUCCUGGCCCUCGUGGAGAAGUACUGCCUGGACGUCAGCCCGGAGGAGAGCCAGCAGCUCCUGGUGAAGUACGACCUGAGGAACGACAGGCGGUUCGCUUACUGCGACUUCAUCCAGAACUGCGUGCUGCUGCUGAAGGCCCAGGGGGCGCCGCUGACGCACAGGAUGAAGAUCCAGAACGCCAACAAGAUGAAGGAGCCCGGCGUCGACACGCCUUCCUUCUACUCGGCCCUGCUGCGCAUCCAGCCCAAGAUCCUGCACUGCUGGAGGCCCAUGCGGCGCGCGUUCAAGGCCUACGACCAGGGCGGCACCGGGCUGCUGAGCGUCACCGACUUCCGCAAGGUGCUGCGUCAGUACAGCGUCAACCUGUCGGAGGAGGAGUUCUUCCACGUGCUGGAGUACUAUGACAAGACGCUGUCCUCCAAGAUCUCCUACAACGAUUUCCUGCGGGCCUUCCUCCAGUAGGC